AUGAGUCAAGAAAACGCACUAUCAAAUCUAUUAUUUCGAUUUGGGCAAUUUUGUGCCAUUUGUGUUCCAAAUAUCACAAGAAGAAAUUCUAAAGUACCAUGUUGGUACAUUCUGUAUACUAUUGGAGUUAUAGUAAUUAUUUGCUGUUUAUGUAUUUGGUCUAUUUUCAACAAAUUGAUUCAAUUUCGAAGCUACAGCUAUUUUAGUGUGUUUGUGUUUGAUAUUGUUACAAUUGUAACACUAACAUCAGUUAGCAUCUUGGUAAUUGUGAAUGCAGUUUUUGUCAAGGAGAAACGUAUAAGAGCGCUUGUAAUAAAAUUAUCAGAGAUUAAAGAAAAUGGGAAAUUUGCAAAUAAACAAACAAAGAUUGCAAUUAUAGAACUUGUAGCUGUCCAUUUAGUGUUAAGCUUUUUGUACAGUUAUGAUUUGUUUUCUAAUGGUAUUAGUUUUGGUUGGCACGCUUAUAUAUUUGAUGUGCCAAAUUUUGUCAAUGAAUAUAUCAUAGCCAUUGAAGUUUUAUACAUUUGCAGCUACACUGUUUUAAUAAGACGUAUAGUAUCAGACUUGAAUACGUCUUUAAUCCAUUUGUUGCAAAACACAGAUAAAGAAAUUUUGAAAAAAUGUCAAGAAAUGAAUAUCAAGUUAUGCAAUGUGAUUGACGAGUUUAAUGAAUGUUUUGGAUUGCAAAUUUUAGGAAUUCUGUUUGUUGGUGUCAUUUAUACGACUUACACAAUCUUCUUGUUGUUAAUUUAUGGCAGUGGAAGUGUAACACCAGAAAAUGACGUCAGUGUUAUAUACGUUUUGAUUUUAUAUAUCCUCGUGUCGCUUUUAUAUAUGAUAUUUGGAAUUAUGAUAACAAAAGCUUGUGUGUCAACAAGCAAUCUUAUACAACGCACCCCAAAUAUUUGUUACAAGUUGCUUUCCAAUAUUAGUAUAUUUCCAAAAUCUUCCAAUGAUCAAUUGUUGCGAAAAGAAUUGAUACUUUUUGCUGAACAAUUGAGUCAAAGACAAGUCAUGUUUCAAGUGGGAGGGUUUUUAAAUAUUAACUACGGGACUUUGUAUUCGUUGUUUGGGUCCACGGCAAUGAAUGUUAUAAUUCUGCUGCAAUUUCAAAAGCAAGGAAAAUAUAACUAA
Messenger RNA from Tribolium madens (black flour beetle), 1134 nucleotides. RefSeq lists its product as uncharacterized. The coding region runs from base 1 to 1134 and encodes 377 amino acids. Gene Ontology annotation, cellular component: neuronal cell body; dendrite; axon. The record is from RefSeq and is a predicted model, not a curated record. Gene Ontology annotation, biological process: sensory perception of taste. Lineage: Eukaryota; Metazoa; Arthropoda; Insecta; Coleoptera; Tenebrionidae. The transcript is spliced from 2 exons.